Erigeron canadensis is the source of this 516-nucleotide messenger RNA. RefSeq lists its product as uncharacterized. The record is from RefSeq and is a predicted model, not a curated record. The transcript has a single exon. The coding region runs from base 1 to 516 and encodes 171 amino acids. NCBI's taxonomy places the organism in Eukaryota, Viridiplantae, Streptophyta, Magnoliopsida, Asterales, Asteraceae.
AUGUAUGCCGACACAAAUUCUAGCAAAGCAAGCACGAAACGAAAAGAUCCAGAAGACUCAGAAAUCCAAUCAAGGGAUCUAUGUUUUCCCGCUUUGGAAGACAAAAAAGCCAGCAAAGAUCCAUUGAUAAUACAAGCACAGAUAUUCGAUAUUGCGGUACGAAGAGUAUAUAUUGAAAACGGAAGCGAAUGCGACAUUAUAUAUGAACAUUGCUUCCUGCAAUUACCAAAGACGAUAAAGGCAAGAAUGACAAACCCCACAGGCCCACUCGCAGGAUUUGCCAGAAACCGCGUGUGGCCCCUAGGGGAAAUAGAUCUUGACGUUACCCUGGGGAACCCUCCGUUUGCACGAACAGAAACCCUAGAUUUCAUUGUAGUGCGAGCAGCCUCACCAUACAACCUUCUCAUGGGAAGACCAGCAAUUCAGCGAAUGGAAAUGGUACCUUCCACGGUCCACGCUAUGGUACUAUUCCAAACGAAAUCUGGUGUGGGAAUAAUAAAAUCAAGCUAUGAUUAG